CAGCGCGGGCCGCCUACACCCCCAGCUGCCGCCUCCCGCCGGUGAAAGGAGGUGCCGCGCCUGCGCGGGAGCGCUGCCGAAGCCCCGCCGCUGUGCGGGCAGGCGGGAGCGGGGCCAGGGUGCAGGGAAUGUAAGCAUUUCAGUCAUACAUGAGAGAGGAGGCCGGCAUGUCAGCUCUUUGCCCACCACCAUCCCCUGCAGUUGCUAAAACAGAGAUUUCUUUGAGUGGCGAGUCACCCUUAUUAGCUGCCACUUUUGCUUACUGGGACAAUAUUCUUGGCCCCCGAGUACGGCAUAUCUGGGCCCCAAAGACAGAACAGGUACUUCUCAGUGAUGGGGAAAUUACUUUCCUUGCUAACCACACCCUGAAUGGAGAAAUACUUCGGAAUGCCGAAAGCGGUGCAAUAGAUGUGAAGUUCUUCGUCUUGGCAGAAAAAAGGGUAAUCAUUGUGUCAUUGAUCUUUGAUGGGAACUGGAAUGGAGACAGGAGCACAUAUGGACUAUCAAUUAUACUUCCACAAAGUGAACUUGGCUUCUACCUGCCACUCCACAGAGUGUGUGUGGAUAGGCUGACACAUAUUAUAAGGAAAGGAAGAAUAUGGAUGCAUAAGGAGAGGCAAGAACAUUUCCAGAAGAUUGUCUUAGAAGGCACGGAGAGAAUGGAGGAUCAGGGCCAGAGCAUCAUUCCAAUGCUGACAGGAGAAGUCAUUCCAGUAAUGGAGCUUCUUUCAUCUAUGAAGUCACAUAGUGUUCCAGAAGAAAUAGAUAUAAGUGACACAGUGCUCAAUGAUGAUGACAUCGGGGAUAGUUGCCAUGAAGGCUUUCUCCUCAAUGCAAUUAGUUCACAUCUGCAGACCUGCGGUUGUUCUGUAGUUGUAGGGAGCAGCGCAGAAAAAGUUAAUAAGAUUGUGAGAACCUUGUGUCUGUUCCUUACACCAUCAGAGCGGAAGUGUUCCAGGCUCUGUAGAAAUGAGUCUUCUUUCAAAUACGAGUCAGGACUUUUUGUUCAAGGCCUUCUCAAAGAUGCAACAGGAAGCUUUGUGUUGCCCUUCCGUCAAGUAAUGUAUGCCCCAUAUCCUACUACACAUAUAGAUGUAGAUGUCAAUACAGUGAAGCAGAUGCCCCCGUGUCAUGAGCACAUCUAUAACCAGCGACGCUACAUGAGAUCGGAGCUGACAGCCUUCUGGAGAGCUAAUUCAGAUGAAGAAAUGUCUCAAGAUCAUAUUAUCCACACAGAUGAGAGCUUCACACCUGAUCUAAAUGUCUUUCAAGAUAUCCUGCAUCGGGAUACAUUAGUAAAAGCCUUCUUGGAUCAGAUCUUUCAUCUGAAGCCUGGCUUGUCUCUAAGGAGUACUUUCCUUGCACAGUUUCUGCUAGUCCUUCACAGAAAAGCCUUAACUUUAAUAAAGUACAUAGAGGAUGACACGCAAAAAGGAAAAAAGCCUUUUAAAUCCCUUCGUAGCUUAAAGAUAGAUCUAGACUUAACAGCAGAGGGCGAUCUUAACAUAAUAAUGGCUUUGGCUGAGAAGAUCAAACCAGGUCUGCAUUCUUUCAUCUUUGGGAGGCCGUUCUACACCAGCGUACAGGAACGCGACAUGCUCAUGACCUUCUGAAGUUCCCCACCGCUAACGUGUAAUCUUACAGCCUUGCACGGCACGAAAAGAAAUCUAUCAGCGUGGCCACCACGCUUGUGACAAUCAUUGACUCGACUGACGAUGCAGCAUUAGGAGCACAGGAACACUAUAGUCUCUCCAAAGCAGGAGGGGCUCUCAUUAGAGGGAAUAUCGACUUAGUUAGAGAAACGUGCAUUUAAUGAAGCAUCUCUUUUUUGUGUGGGUUGU
Dryobates pubescens (Downy woodpecker) is the source of this 1841-nucleotide messenger RNA. It is a transcript of the gene C9orf72, whose product is annotated as C9orf72-SMCR8 complex subunit. The coding region runs from base 150 to 1613 and encodes 487 amino acids. NCBI's taxonomy places the organism in Eukaryota, Metazoa, Chordata, Aves, Piciformes, Picidae. The record is from RefSeq and is a predicted model, not a curated record. Gene Ontology annotation, cellular component: autophagosome; endosome. Gene Ontology annotation, molecular function: guanyl-nucleotide exchange factor activity. Gene Ontology annotation, biological process: autophagy; endocytosis. The transcript has 11 exons.